Trypanosoma cruzi is the source of this 1413-nucleotide messenger RNA. RefSeq names its product serine/threonine protein phosphatase, putative. Lineage: Eukaryota; Euglenozoa; Kinetoplastea; Trypanosomatida; Trypanosomatidae. Gene Ontology annotation, molecular function: calmodulin binding; calmodulin-dependent protein phosphatase activity. The transcript has a single exon. Gene Ontology annotation, cellular component: calcineurin complex; cytoplasm. Gene Ontology annotation, biological process: calcineurin-mediated signaling. The record is from RefSeq and is a predicted model, not a curated record. The coding region runs from base 1 to 1413 and encodes 470 amino acids.
AUGGAUGCCCAGGGAGGAAGAUGCAAAGGUAUCUUUUUGAGACCAAUAAUUUAUAAUAAACGUCAGAAGGCACUUUUCUCAAUGGUAUGGAACGGCUUACGCAUUAAUGUCUGGACUUUUUCUGAUGCUACUUUCAAGAUGUGGAAUUUUAUUUUUUUUCUUUGUCUUUGUUAUUUCACUAAUUAUUAUUAUUAUUAUUAUUAUUACUCUCUCUUUCCCUCUGUGAUUCCACGACCUGCUCUUGCUGGAAAGGUGGUACGCGGCAUGUAUUCUGAACGAGGGCUGCCCUCUGUUGAGCCACCACCUCUGUUUCCACUUGAAAAGGAUCGGCUUUUUCCAUGUGAGCUGGCAGGCAAUGCGGGCGUUAAUGGUAGUGUUGAUGGGGAUAUACGUGUGCCCGACACCACGGUUCUUCAACGGCACUUCAAGGCAGGUGGUGUCCUGCAGGAGGCUGACGCAAUUUGGCUGAUUGAAACCGCUAGCGCGUUGUUUGCGCAGGAACCUAAUGUUUUGCGCUUGGAGGAUCCUGUUACCGUGUGUGGUGACAUACAUGGACAGUACUACGACCUGCUGACGUUGCUAGAACUUGGUGGGGAUCCGGGCGAAACGCAAUAUUUGUUUCUCGGGGACUACGUUGACCGGGGUAUUUUUUCCUGUGAGGUGACACUUCUUCUCUUUGCCUUUAAAAUUCGAUAUCCAAAGUCUUUUUGGAUACUGCGUGGAAACCACGAGUGUCGUCAUCUUUCCUGCUGCUUUACUUUUCGUGAUGAAUGUUUGCGUAAGUACGGUGAAGCCGUGUAUGAUGCAUUUCAGCUAGCCUUUGACCGGCUGCCUUUAGCCGCUCUCGUGGCGGCAGCGUUCUUUUGCGUCCAUGGAGGAAUUUCGCCGUACAUCAAGACAAUCCGUGAAAUUGACGAUAUUGAGCGGGUGCGGGAGCCACCGAUGUUCGGCCCCAUGUGUGAUCUUCUGUGGUCGGAUCCCAUGGAGGAAGAGGAGGAGCAGAUGUGUCCAGAUGCAUUGUUUUUGCAUAAUGCGCUGCGCGGCUGUUCUUUUUUAUACUCCAGUAGUGCGGUGGAGGAAUUUCUUACCUUGAAUGGCCUCCUCAGUGUGAUUCGCGCACACGAGGCGCAGAACGAGGGGUUUCGUUUCUUUCGGAAGGUGGGAUCCACGGGGUUUCCUUCAGUUAUUUGCAUCUUUUCCGCACCUAAUUAUUGUGACGCAUAUGACAACAGGGCAUCUAUUUUAAAAAUUGAACGCAAAACGCUGCGAGUGAUACAGUUUAUGGCUGCACCUCAUCCUUAUUUACUUCCCAACUUUAUGAACGCCUUCACAUGGUCUCUGCCUUUUCUCUAUGAAAGGCUGGUGGGCAUCAUACGGUUUCUAACUGCAGGCGAAGAGGAGGAAAUGAGUUAA